UAAUCCAAAACAAAUGAAAUUUUUUCGAUAAAAGCUCGCAUGCGCAAAUUAUCUUUGAAAAUACGCGCGCCGUGAACUUACAGUUCAAUACGCACGACAAAUUUUCACAUUCACAACACGAUAUUGUACCACUACUACGCGAAAUACUAUCCUCAUUCACCAGUUUACGUGGUAUAAACAUACAAAUUGCAUUUAUUCUUAAAAAUUGUAGUCGAGAGUUUACCGUUGCAUAAGAAACAACGAAGAAAUUGGUGAAACGUAACUUGGUGUUAUUGUAGUUGUAUUAUAUUAGCGAGACGUGUAGAUCCGGUAAACCCAAGACAUGAACUAAAGAACACACAACUGGGUCAGAUAUAUUUUUAAUAAAUAUGUCUCUAAAGAAAGAAUCUUUAUCAGAUGUACAGUUGCACUUGGCCGCGCUCAAUGGAGACAUUUCGUUACUUAGAAAAAUUUUAGAUAGUGGAAAAGUCCACGUGGAUUCCAGAGAUAAGGAUGGAACGACACCGUUGAUAUUAGCGGCUGCCAAUGGACAUUACGAAUGCGUAAAAGAGCUUAUAGAACAGGGAGCGGAUCCAAAAUCAAAAAGAAUAACAGGCACAACUCCAUUAUUUUUCGCAGCUCAAGGAGGAUUUCUGGAUAUUGUCCAAUAUCUAUUGGAUAAAGGAGCUCCAGUAGACUCUUUAAGCGUAGAUGGCGGUAGUCCCUUAUUUGUAGCUUGUCAAUGCGGUCACAUAGACGUAGUUAAAGAAUUGAUCAAUAGAGGGGCCCAAGUUAAUACUCAUAUGAAGGAUAAAGCAAGUCCCCUUUUCAUAGCUGCUCAAAACGGUCAUUAUAAAAUAUUAGUAUUUUUAUUGGCGCAAGGAGCCGAAAUCGAUUCGAGACGAACGGACGGGGCGACCCCAUUGUGGAUAGCGGCGCAAAUGGGACACGAUCACAUAGUAGCGCAGCUUUUGAGGGCCGGUUCAAAAGUUGACGCUGCCAGGCAUGAUGGAGCAACGCCUCUUUUCAAAGCAUCGCACAAAGGUCAUUCGGCAGUAGUAGGUGAAUUAUUAAAAUACAAACCUUCCUUAGAUGUCCUACCAAACGGAGAAACGGCCUUACACGCGGCCGCUUUUUCAGGUAGCCUUCCUGUUUGUAAACAGCUAAUAGCUGCCGGAGCUAAUCCUUGUCAGAAAAAUCAAGAGAAUCAUACUCCUGCAGAAAUAGCCUUGAAGCACAGAUACAACGGUGUUGCCGAUUAUUUGAGAAAUUGUGAAAAUCGUGGCCACACUAAGAAAUAACAGUUACGUCUUGUCGUUUUUUGUUUAAUAUGCAUGGGUCAUUAAGCCCCCGGACUAAUAAUUAAAAAAUAGCACUGCAGUGCCAUCUUUGUGUCGGUGCUGGGAGUUGAUGAUCCAUGUUAUACGUCAGGGAAAAUAUUUUUAGGAGAAAAUGUUCAUUUUUUGAUGUGACUGUACUUAAGACUUAGUCAUCGUGCCUUCCCCAUACUAAUAUCAGUAUUAACAAAUAAUUUCAUGCACUCUCAUAAAAUUUAUAUAGCGGUGUUGCCGGACUUUUUUUAUAAAUAGUAUAGUAGUAUGAAUAUAGGAUUUUUUAUUCGGAAGGAUACAAAGAUUGAGAUGUUGCCAGAUGUAAUAUUUCGUAGAAUUACGGGAAAAAUUUUGCAAAUUUUCCACGUUUGGACAAUUUAUAGAUUUUUUAAUCAAAUGCACAAAUAUAUCAUGAUGUUGCCGUUACCGUUGUAGUGCUUCUUUCAAAGAUCCGAAGAAAUAUCCAAAUAAUAUAAACUUUGCGAUGUUGCCAAAUGGAAUUUUUCAUAUUAUAUGGUGAAAAAUUGAAAUACUGUUAAAACUGAUGCAAUGUAUAGAUCGCGGUGUUGCCGGACGUACUUUUUCAUAAUAUAUUCGGAAAUCUAGAAUUCAUCGUGCAAAAAUGUAUAGGAAUUGCGGUGUUGCCAGACGUACAUUUUCCUUAGAUCUGUUAAAAUUUGUGAAUAGCUAUAUAGAUGUAUACGUAUAUUGAUUGCGAUGUUGCCAGACGUAAUAUUUCGUAUAAUUAUGUGAAAAUUGGAAAAUUUUAAGCAAUCUUUUGAGAAUUUUCUACUUUUUGGAAAAUUUGAAGAUUUUUUAAUCAGAUGCAAAGAUGUAUCACUAUGUUGCCGUUGGAGUACAUCUUUCUACGAUCUGAAGAAAUCUCAAUAUACUAUAAAUAUUGCGGUGUUGCCAAAUGUAAUUUUUCAUAUAAUCUGGACAAAAAUUGAAAUAUUAUUAAACUGAUUCCAUACAUAGAUCGCGGUGUUGCCGGACGUACUUUUUUAUGAUAUAUUCGGAAAUCUAGAAACCUCGUACAGAAAUAUAUAGGAGUUGCGGUGUUGCCAAACGUAUUUUUUUCUUUAUAUCUGAAGAAAUAUGUGAAUCGCUAUACAGAUGUAUAUAAAGAUUACUGUAUUGCCAGGCGUAAUAUUUCGUAUAAUUAUAAAAAAAUUUUGCGAAAUUUUCUCAUUAUUUUCUACUUUUUGGAGGAUUUACAGAUUUUUUACACAUAUGUGCAGACAUAUCACGGUUUUGCCAAACGUACUUUUUUCUAGGAUCUGAAGAAAUCUAAAAAUAAUAUAAACAUUGCGAUGCUGCCAAAUGUAACUUUUCAGAUGAUCUGGAGAAAAAUUGCAAUAUUUAACUGAUUUCAUACAAAGAUCGCGGUGUUGCCGGACGUACUUUUUCAUAAUAUAUUCGGAAAUCUAGAAAUCAUCAUACGAAAAUAAAUAGGAAUUGUGGUGUUGCUGAACGUAAUUUUUUGUAUAAUCUAAGAAAUUAUCUACUAUUAUCCUCGAUUUGUACCGUUGCCAAAUGUAACUUUUUUCAGAUCUAGGGAAAGUUAGAGACAGCCGUAUAAAUAGAGGUUCCGAUAUUGCCAAACUCCCAUUUUCUCCGAAUAUGGGGAAAUUAAAACAAAUGUGUACAAACAUAUAUAUACAUUGGGGUAUUGCCAAAUGUAUUUUUUAGGACAAAUCACGAGUAAAAAUAUGUUUAAACGCCACGUUGUCAAUUCCCAGUAUUAUUAUUGUUACUUUAUACAAUAUUCUUUCAUCCAUCCAGCUGUUUUUCAUCACGAAAAUUUAUAUAUUAAUACUUUUGACGUCACACUUUUUUUUCAGUUACUAAUACUACUUCGAAAUAAAUUUGUUAUGAACCUAUAUCUACAUAGGUUAAAUAUUUUUUUUGUUAUAUCCAUAAAAGUUGUUAGUUAUGUAAAUAUUUGAAUUAUUUUCGGUGCUGUUAUUUAUUAUGCUAAAUAGUUUUAUUAACGCAAUUUUGUAUUAAAAACGUUGUUUACUGACU
Diorhabda sublineata is the source of this 3338-nucleotide messenger RNA. RefSeq names its product ankyrin repeat domain-containing protein 29. Bases 369 to 1280 code for a protein of 303 amino acids. The transcript has 8 exons. Gene Ontology annotation, molecular function: protein binding. The record is from RefSeq and is a predicted model, not a curated record. Lineage: Eukaryota; Metazoa; Arthropoda; Insecta; Coleoptera; Chrysomelidae.